AACGCCUCGAUGCCGAACAGUAACCUGCACGAGAACUUCUGUCGAAACCCCGACAAUCGCCCUGAGGGCCCCUGGUGCUUCACCCAGGACCCGACGGUGCAGAAAGAGGCCUGCAGGGUCCCAACGUGUGGUGAGGACUUUGUCCCGUCAACUGUGCCCCCUGAACAAGUCACAACUGGAGAGUGUUUAACUAACAACGGCAUAGACUACGUGGGCGACGAGCAUGUUACCAUGGGAGGUCACACCUGUCUGCAGUGGUCCUCACCGCGGGUCGCUGCACUCAGCAAAGACAAGGAGUUCAUCCCCGAGGUCACCCUCCAAGGCAACAAGUGCCGUAACCCUGACAACGAUCCAGAGGGCCCCUGGUGCUACGUGGAAAUUUCUGGAAAUGUGACGAUAGACUUCUGUGACCUGGACCUUUGUGAGGAUCAACCGCUCGGCCAAGAGUCGACGUCACAGACCGAAGGCCGGGAACGUUCCGUCUUAGGUCAAAACCGGAGAACAAUAUUCAAUGUUCGCACCUUCGGAAAUGGAGAAAAUGAGUGUGGACAGCGCCCCCUGUUUGAAAAGAAGGGUAUAAAGGAUAAAAAGGAAGAGGAGCUGUUGGAGUCGUACAGAGACAAACGCAUCGUUGGGGGCGACGAAGCCGAGCUGGGCUCAGCGCCAUGGCAGGUGAUGCUCUUCAAGCGCAGCCCCCAGGAGCUGUUGUGUGGAGCCAGUCUGAUCAGCGAUCAGUGGAUCCUCACGGCAGCUCACUGCAUCCUCUACCCCCCCUGGAACAAGAACUUCACCAAGGACGACAUCCUGGUCCGCCUCGGAAAACACAGCAGAGCCACGUAUGAGCGCGGCAUUGAGAAGAUCGUGGCCAUUGAUAAAAUCAUCGUCCACCCCAAAUACAACUGGAAGGAAAACCUGAACCGUGACAUCGCCUUGCUGCACAUGAGGCGGCCGGUCCCAUUCACCGACAAGAUCUUCCCCAUCUGCCUGCCCAGCAAGAGGGUCGCCCAGACUCUGCUGUCCGAGGACUAUAAGGGCCGGGUGACAGGUUGGGGGAACCUGCAGGAAACCUGGAACCCGUCGUCCAGAUCUUUACCCGAUUACCUCCAGCAGAUCCAUCUACCGAUCGUGGACCAUGACAUCUGCCGCAGCUCCACAUCAGUCAGGAUCACAAACAACAUGUUCUGUGCUGGUAACAGUCACUUCCUGCAUUUGUUCACAUUCGGAACUUCAGCAUCAAAACACAGUCGAUGAUCAACACAAUGAUUU
This is a messenger RNA of Paralichthys olivaceus (Japanese flounder), 1266 nucleotides long. NCBI's taxonomy places the organism in Eukaryota, Metazoa, Chordata, Actinopteri, Pleuronectiformes, Paralichthyidae. The record is from RefSeq and is a predicted model, not a curated record.